Molecule: messenger RNA, 1617 nt
Organism: Mus caroli (Ryukyu mouse)
Lineage: Eukaryota; Metazoa; Chordata; Mammalia; Rodentia; Muridae
Source: RefSeq, a predicted model, not a curated record
GUCUCCAUGGCGAGCGGACGCGGUCGGAUGCUGAGGGGAUGUUGCGGCCUCCAGGCGCAGCGAGGGUCACUUCAUGGUGGGGGCGCUACCUGGGGCAGCGCGGGACAGGCCGCGGGGCGCUCCGGGUUCAGUUUUAGAGUUAAGUUUGUUAGAGGCUCAUCUGUCUUGAAGCAGUAUGCCAGGCGAGACCAGUACAGGGAGAAGCCUUCCUUUUCCUCUUCCUCCAUCAGUUCUAUAUACCUGGACAGAAUGCCCUCGGAAAUCUUGGUGAAGAUUCUUUCAUACUUGGAUGCCGUGACCUUGGUGUGCAUUGGAUGUGUGAGCAGACGCUUUUAUCAUUUGGCCAGUGACAAUCUUAUUUGGGUCAGGAAGUAUGCAGCUGCGUUUACAUCAAAAAGGUUGCAUUGGAAAGCUACUUCAGUGGAGGAAACAGCCAGGAGUGUGAGCUUGCUGUCAGUUUGUGAUAAAGAAGAUGGAUACUGGAAGAAAGAAUAUAUUACAAAGCAGAUCUCCUCUGUGAAAGCAAACCUCACCCACAUUCUCAGUUCUGUCAACACCCGCACAGGGCUUCCUUUGAAGACCAAAGAGUCCCUCAGAAUAUCUGGCUUAGGUUGGACAAUCAUCUUAAGAGAAGCCAGUGGCAAGGAACACAUGAUGCAGCAUUCUGAUCUUUCCGUAAAUGACAACUCUGUCACUGUUUUUUGGCAUGACAAAAAUUGGCCACAUGUAGACACAUUGUCCACCCUGGAUUUGUAUGGUUCCACACCAAUUUUUAUGGAGCAGUAUAAAGGCCCUAACACAAGUUGUCCACGAUGGCUGUCUUUAAUUGAAAAGUACGAUCUGAGUAAUCUAAGCAAGUCUACUAUGAUUGGCUGCGACAGACAUGUCCGGGUAUUCUGUGUAAAUCCUGGCCUCCUGGUGGGGCUGUGGCAGGAGAAUGGUGGACUAGCUUUUGUCAUGGCAAAUAUUCAUUCCCAUGGCCUUGUGGAGAGAAGCACAAUGGGCUCAGACACUAUUCCCUAUACAUUGUCUCCCAACAACACUACAUUUGUGCAUGUCUGCCCAGACCAAUUAACCUUGUAUGGACAGAGAGCCUUUCAGCUGCAUAUCGACAUUCAUGGCAGUAAGACUUACUUCCUGUGCAGCACCUUCUACAAUCUCUUCUGCAGGAGAGCGGUCAUUAACAAUGGAUAUGUGAACUUCUUGAUGAUAAAUUUAAAAAAUAACAGAGAACACCUACCUCUUGUUGGAAAAGUUGGCCUUGAAUGGAGAACUGACAGUUUAAAUGGCCUUAUUGAGAUAAUUAAAGUCCCAAAGCAGCAGCAGAGCAUCCCCAGGACUAUCCAUCCUUACAACCACUUUGGAGCUCUUAUUAUCAUUUCAAAUAUUUACCAGUUUAAUGUUGUGUGCUUGAGAUCAGCCUGCCUCUCUGAUUUCCCGCAGCCGGCUUACUCUUUCGAGUACAUGGACAACGUAGGAAGAGUGUGCGCAGACCUAGGGUGGUUUGAAAAUACCGAUGAAUACUUCAUUGUCAGACUGGAGAUUUACCUCAGUGUAACAAAAAUACCACAAUGGUUUGGGAGGCAAUAAAUGCUGAGUUAGCAGUAGGGAGUCUUG